GAAGAUCCAGGAGCUGGAGCUGGACCAGGCCGGUUCGGCGGCCGGGUUCUGGAGCGCCGGGCCGCGCCAGUGGUACGAGGACUCGCUCGAGUGCAUCACGGACGAGCUCAGGAACGCCGAGCAGGGCGUCGACUCCAUGGACUCGCUCGCCCUCUCCAACAUCCACAGUUCAUGUGCGUCGGUGGAGGGCGACGGCAGCAAGGAGCGGCAGGUGCUGUACUCGCUGCAGGCGCUGAAGGACGCGGAGGAGCCGGCGGAGGACUGCGACCAGCUGAGCAACAUGGGCACGCUCAACUCCUCCAUGCUGCACCGCAGCGCCAACUCCCUCAAGAGCCUGGGCUCCGAGCUGGACAACGUGGACGCCGGCCGGGAGGCGCGCCGAGAGGCGGAGGAGAUGUUGGCCUCGCCGGUGCACCUGCCGGUUCUGCGGAGAACGCGUUCUCAGUCGCGGCCGCAGCAGGUGAAGUUCUCCGACGACGUGCCGGGCAGUGGGGCGUACGGGGAGGCGGUCGCCAUGGCGACGCAGCGGCAGCCCCCCCUGAGCGAGCGCCCGAGCCGGCGCGUCUACCGCACGGACAACGAGCCGGACCGACGCUCCGUCCAGCUGCAGCGGCAGCCGCAACACCCCUCGCAACACCACCACCACCACCGCAAGCGUCGCCACGGACGCAAGACCCGCUCGGACAACGCCCUGCACCUGCCCCCGCAGGACCGCGGCCCCAUGGCGCGACCCCGCUACGACCACCAGGGGGUGCCAGCGGCACCGACGGCGUCCGCCAGCGCUCAGCAGCACCAGCUCCAGCUGACCCGGCCUGACCCCAAACCCCGUCUCCACGGUCCCCCGCAGCGCCAGCUCUCGUACCCGCACACCACGUCCGACUACGCCCUCCAGCACGCGGCCGCCGCUCGCGCCGCUCACUUCCGCGCUCUCUACGGCUACGAGGACGACGAGGACGAGGACGACUGGUGCUCCACGUGCUCGUCUUCCUCGUCCGAGUCCGAGGAGGAGGGCUACUUCCUGGGGCAGCCGAUCCCGAGGCCGCGCGCCCAACGGAUGCACUACUACGCCGACGACCUUCCGACCCCGGUCACGGCCAUGUCCACCGGGCACCCGUACGACCUGCGGACUAAGUCGAAAAAGCGCGGGAAACAUCGGAGCAAAAACUGCAUUAUCUCAUAA
Sardina pilchardus (European sardine) is the source of this 1180-nucleotide messenger RNA. Its product is annotated as prickle-like protein 1. Lineage: Eukaryota; Metazoa; Chordata; Actinopteri; Clupeiformes; Clupeidae. The record is from RefSeq and is a predicted model, not a curated record. Gene Ontology annotation, molecular function: zinc ion binding.